Messenger RNA from Theobroma cacao (cacao), 435 nucleotides. The record is from RefSeq and is a predicted model, not a curated record. NCBI's taxonomy places the organism in Eukaryota, Viridiplantae, Streptophyta, Magnoliopsida, Malvales, Malvaceae.
GUUGCUGCAUUGAAAGAUGAUGAAUAUAAGAAGCUGUUAAAGCACGUAGGCAAGUUUGGAGACAAUUUGGUUCUUGCAGAAAGAUAUGAUCCCAAGAUAUGGUUGGUGGGAGACGGCCUGACCAAAGAAGAACAGUUGAAGGCACCCAAAGGAACAAUAUUCAUUCCAUUUUCCCAAUUCCCACCAAGAAAAGUUCGCAAAGAUUGCUACUACCACAGUACUCCGGCCAUGGUGGCUCCUAAAUCUAUUGAGAACAUGCACUCUUGUGAGAAUUGGUUGCCAAGAAGGAUAAUGAGUGCUUGGCGAGUUGCUGGGAUAAUUCAUGGUUUGGAAGGAUGGGAUGUUCACGAGUGUGGUCACACCAUUUUUGGGAUUGGGAAAGUUUGGGAGGCCACUCUGCAACAUGGGUUUCGUCCUUUGUCAAUCCCCACUUAG